ACGUGGCUGCUAGAGCUUACUGCGUUGUACGUCUCCCAGUCCCCUAGUUGUCAAACAAAUCUUCAGAGUUGGCGCGGCUUUACUAUCUUACAGGCUAUAGUAGACAUCGAUCACAAAUAAUUUGCUGUGUCUUACUUAAAACAACUUAUUUGUUCAUUCAUCUGCUGUCUACGAUGUCUUCUAACGGUACCACCAGUAUAGGCCUAAACUGCCCUAUUCCCAGUCGCUUUGAGCAGUCAAAAGACUGGUCUCAGCUGGCCGACUCCUACAGUCAGACGCCUGGAGGCACCCUGUUCUCCACGACACCUGGAGGAACCAGGAUAAUCUAUGACAGAAAGUUCCUGCUGGAAUGUCGGAAUUCACCAAUCGCACGUACCCCUCCGUGCUGUCUCCCCCACAUCCCAGGGGUCACGGCACCGGCCCAGCACCCUCUGGGCAAGCUGAAGGAAAUGGACGAGAACAAAGACAUCUCGGCUGACGAUGCCCAGUUUGUGAUUGACAUCUGAACCUACUCGUCCAGACCAAUUCUUUUGGAGAAAUUGUAUUCUGUUCAGACCACUGGGUGGUCGCUCUACUGGUCAUACUCUCACUGUAGAUUCCCUCCUGUCUAAUCCUGGUGGAUGAUUAAUGAACUGUCAAACACUCAGAGAGUUGAUCUCUGAGGCUGGAAGCAAGAAUUCUGGGUAAAUUUGGGAAGGGUGGCUGCAGUCAGUCUGUUAACUGCUUUUCAUCUUGAUGUGCUUUUUUUCUUUUUGUACUUUCUGUUUUUUCAGGAUGAAUGAAUUUAUCAUUUUGAGUUUUAUUAAUUUCUUCAGGAUUAAUGAAUUUAUCAUUUUGAGUUUUAUUAAUGGGAACUAUUUUUUUGAAGUUGCAUUUUUAUACAUGGUCUGGGGGUUGGCAGCUGAUUACAAGGGUAUUCAGAGAUGACUUCAAUUCAUCUCUGGGCUCUUUGAGAGUGUGCUGUUCCACUGCAGAGAAAAUAAAUAAAACAGAAAGAAAUGUAAAAAGUUA
Oncorhynchus nerka (sockeye salmon) is the source of this 1011-nucleotide messenger RNA. Its product is annotated as eukaryotic translation initiation factor 4E-binding protein 3-like. The record is from RefSeq and is a predicted model, not a curated record. The coding region runs from base 174 to 506 and encodes 110 amino acids. Gene Ontology annotation, molecular function: eukaryotic initiation factor 4E binding. NCBI's taxonomy places the organism in Eukaryota, Metazoa, Chordata, Actinopteri, Salmoniformes, Salmonidae. Gene Ontology annotation, biological process: negative regulation of translational initiation. Gene Ontology annotation, cellular component: cytoplasm. The transcript is spliced from 3 exons.